This is a messenger RNA of Penaeus vannamei (Pacific white shrimp), 732 nucleotides long. The record is from RefSeq and is a predicted model, not a curated record. NCBI's taxonomy places the organism in Eukaryota, Metazoa, Arthropoda, Malacostraca, Decapoda, Penaeidae.
ACCUGUAUCCUACACAGAUCAUGCUCAGACCAGCCAUCUGGGGGGUCACAAGCAGAUCCAAGUGUCAAGAAGAAAACCGCUUUGGCUCCUGCAACUUCCGUGGAUCCUUCUCAUGAUGUGUUGUCACCUGAUGUCUUUUCUCCAAUCAGAUCCACAGAGAACCCGGUGAAGAUGAAUAUUGAACAAGUUAAGAAGUUUACCUCCUUAGAACGACAUGGAUCAAGAGAUUCUCUUGGCAUGGAUGAUGUUUUAUCUCCAGUUCGGCCAAUAACACAUGCUCCUGAAACAGCUGUUUCACCUCACACUUUAGUUGUUGCAUCUCACAACGUAGAUGAUGAUAUCUUUUCUCCAGUAAGAGGAGCAUCAAGUAAUACAGGACUGCCUAAGAUUUCUGCUGGAAUGUUUGAGUCUUACAAAGGACAUGACUGUGAAGAUGACCUACUGUCUCCAAUCAGAUACAGAAGUAAUUUCAUCAGACAGUCUGGGAGUACAGGAAGCAUACACCAAUAUACCCAGAUACCACAUGUGUUGUGUGGUUGUAUGUGGGUCAACACGCCCACGCCCACCUACAGGCACCCACCAGGACAUACUACCAUGAAUAAUUGCGCAAGGACCUCCAUUUCCACAGGGACAAAGGCCUAUUGGGGGACCUUAAGGGCAGACCCAUUUAUAACCCCCAGUACAGCACCGAUGCCCAGGCUCCGUGUUAUUAUACGACCUACACGUUUCUAA